This is a messenger RNA of Capsicum annuum, 1659 nucleotides long. RefSeq lists its product as uncharacterized. The transcript has 4 exons. Bases 1 to 1659 code for a protein of 552 amino acids. Lineage: Eukaryota; Viridiplantae; Streptophyta; Magnoliopsida; Solanales; Solanaceae. The record is from RefSeq and is a predicted model, not a curated record.
AUGAGACUUCUAAUGGUCAAUCGUUCAAUCAAAAAUUCUUUUGGUAUGUUGUACGAUGUUUUGGUGAAAGUCGACCGAUUUAUCUUUCCGACCGACUUCGUUAUUCUUGAUUGUGAGAUUGAUCAUGAGGUCCCAAUCAUUCUUGGUAGACUAUUCUUAUCUACCGGAAGGGCCUUUAUAGAUGUGGAAUAUGGGGAGAUGAAAUUUCGGGUGAACAAUGACGAAAACUUUAAAAGUGAGGUGGUUGAAGAAUAUGAUGAGGUGGUAACUUCAUUGACGGGCCUUGGAUCUUACACCAAGAACCCGAUCAAAUUGGAUCUUGAUUUGAAAAACCAUGAGAGUCCACCCGCCAAGCCGUCUAUUAUUGAACCACCUCAACUUGAACUUGAUUUGUUACCAUCUCAUCCCCAAUAUAUUUUCUUGGGUGAGGAAAAGACAUUAUCAAUCAUUGUAGCGGGUGAUCUUGAACCUUGCCAAGUGGAUGCCUUGAAAUCAAUUAUGAAAAAAUUCAUUCAAGCUAUUGGGUGGACUAUCGCGGACAUUAUAGGAAUCCCUCCCGAAAUUCGUUCUCAUAAAAUCAAGUUAAAUGUUGAUCAUGUUCCUAGUAUGGAACACCAAAGGAGACUCAAUCAACCAAUUCAAGAGGUGGUCAAGAAGGAAAUCAUUAAGUGGCUUGAUGCAGGAGUUGUCUACCCAAUUUUGACUAGUACGUGGGUGAGUCCGAUCCAAUGUGUUUCCAAAAAAGGUGGCAUGACGGUUUUCCCUAAUGAGAAUAAUGAUCUUGUACCUAUGCGUCCGGUCACGGGUUGGAGAGUGUGUAUGGAUUAUCGCAAAUUGAACUCAUGGAAUGAGAAAGACCACUUUCCCAUGCCAUUUACGGAUCGAAUGUUGGAUAGAAUAGUCGAUCGAGAUUCUAUCGAUGGUCAUGCCAGAUUUUAUCGGCGUUUCAUUAAGGAUUUAUUGAAAAUUGCUCAUCCUUUGUGCAAGAUUCUUGAAAAUGAGGAAAAAUUUAAAUUUGAUGAUGAUUGUGUAAAGUCUUUUAACUGCCUCAAGGAACUCCUUGUGUCGGCUCCUAUCAUAGUAGCUCCGAAUUGGUCAUUGCUCUUUGAAUUAAUUUGUGAAACAGGUAGUGUUGCUCUAGGUGCAUUUUGGGCCUAUUUGUUGGGCACGAAAGUGGUUGUGCACACAGACCAUGCCGCUGUUAGAUAUUUCAUGUCUAAGAAAGAGGCAAAACCUCAAUUGAUUAGGUGGAUAACGCUCUUGCAAGAGUUCGAUUUUGAAGUGAAAGAUAGAAAGCGGCGUGAGAAUCAAGUAGCCGACCACCUUUCCCACCUUGAAUCUAAUCAUGAGAAGUUGGGUGAGAUUGAUAUUAAUGGAACCUUCCCCAAAAAGCUAGUCAUUUCACUUUCGGAGAGCAUUACACAUUGGUAUGCGGAUUAUGCUAACUAUAUUAUGAGUGCUAUGGUUCCUGACGAGCUAAAUCAUUAUCAAAAGAAGCCAUUCCUAUUUGAUGUGAAAAAUUAUUUUUGGGAUGAACCGUUCUUAUUUAGGGAGUGUGCGGAUAGUGUGAUAUGUCGGUGUGUCAUGGAGGCAGAAAUGAGAGAUAUUCUUAAAGCUUGUCACUCUUCUCCGUUCGGUGGUCCUCAUGGUGGGAUCUAA